Coprinopsis cinerea okayama7#130 is the source of this 994-nucleotide messenger RNA. RefSeq lists its product as hypothetical. The coding region runs from base 1 to 810 and encodes 269 amino acids. NCBI's taxonomy places the organism in Eukaryota, Fungi, Basidiomycota, Agaricomycetes, Agaricales, Psathyrellaceae. The transcript has 4 exons. The record is from RefSeq and is a predicted model, not a curated record.
AUGUCCAUCCCGUCUGGUUACGGUAAACGCUUCAUGUCCGACUCAGCCCCUCGUCAAUCCAUCCUCUACGAAGACAGCUAUCCCCCCAAUUACGAGCAGGCUGUCAGCUCGAGCGUGUUCCCCGGGAAAACGAGUAUACCGGCUGGUUGUUUGUGGUCUGUACGGGUGUGGUUGAGGGCGGACGGAGUGGAGCAUAGGCUGUUUGGAGACGACGAGCUGUGGUUUGGGAAAGAUCCUGAUUUCAACUCGAUUGGCGAUGCGUCGUUUGGGAGGCUGAAGGUGCAGGACUCGAAUCAGCAGGUGUAUAAUGCGUAUGUGGGGAGAGCGCUGGUGACGUUCACCUUCAGAUGGGAAAGGGUGAAUGGAACGCUGUACAAGUAUUCGUUGGACUAUGAAGCUGGAGGUGUAGGCGCCAACCUGUUUGAAGACUUUCGAAUGAAACUAGACGCUGAUCCACGGACGCUUAGUUUCCUCGUCUUCACCGUCCCAGCCAACUCCAUCCCCGCCGGCGCAUCGCACAAACUACGCGUCUGGCUCCGCUCACCGGUCCCCAUCAACACCGUCGACGCGACCACCUCCUACGUCCUCCCCUUCAAUGACUCCUUCGUCUACCAGCGAAUAUGGAAAACGGACGACUUCAAGCUUGGCGCGCAUUUGAACUUUGACGCGCUGGGCCCGAAGAUGAUUAUGGGGUUUGCGACGGGUGGGCCAGAGACGGUUACGAUGCCUCAUCCGGUGCAUCAGUAUCAGCCUAGGCAUGAGUCGAUUUCGUCGAUUGAGGGGUUGAAGAAGAUGGGGUAUGAUUUCUGAGGUUGGAGUAAUGUUGAAGAAUUGGUUUAUGCUUCUUUCUAUGACCGUUAUGCUUCUGGUUAUACCCCUACCUACUCGUCCUAUCCCACCCAAACCCAUCCCUUAGCGUAGAUUCAUCCCCCUUCCACUCACAUGGCUAUGGCCACUUGUAUUCCUAACUCACGACCAAAAAGAGCGGAUAAUC